AGUUGUGUACUCUUUUCGAAGAUAUUGAACUCUUUUCGAAGAAACUCUUUUGAAGACAAGAACAAAGUAAAGCGGGAGCUCGGCGAGUGAAGAACAUCCACGCUGCGUGUCUGUCAGGAGGGGAGGACGUGGAGGAAUCCGCCGCACAAACCGACAAACAUGGCCAAAGUCGCCGUCUCUUUUUUGCUGUUCUGGCUGUUCUGGGGCCCUCGCUGUGCUCUUGGUGGAAAAGUCAACAAGCACAAACCGUGGAUAGAAGCUUCCUACCAUGGCGUGAUCACAGAGAACAUGGACACCGUGCUGCUGGACCCGCCCCUUGUGGCCCUCGAUAAGGACGCCCCGGUUCCAUUUGCAGGGGAAAUUUGUGCCUUUAAGAUUUAUGGUCAGGCGGCUCCAUUCGAGGCGGUGGUGUUGAAUCGCACGUCAGGAGAAGGCGUACUGAGAGCCAGCGGCCCUGUGGACUGCGAGAGCCAGAAGGAAUACACAUUUAUUAUCCAGGCCUAUGACUGCGGCGCUGGACCCACUGGGGCCGACUGGAAGAAAUCCCACAAGGCUGUGGUUCACGUUCAGGUGGACGACGUCAACGAGUUCUGCCCGCUGUUUCGGGAGCCGCGCUAUAAGUCUUCAGUAGUUGAAGGCAAGAUCUAUGACAGCAUUCUGCAGGUGGAGGCCUGGGACCAGGACUGUUCUCCACAGUACAGUCAGAUCUGCAACUACGACAUUGUCACAGCGGGCACACCUUUUGCCAUUGACCGCAAUGGUAACAUCAGAAACACGGAGCGGCUGAGCUUCGACAAGCAGCAGAGCUACAAGAUCAUGGUCACGGCCUUCGACUGCGGCCAGAAGAGAGCCAAGGAGGACGUGGCGGUGCAUGUUGAUGUCCAGCCUGUCUGCAAGCCGGGGUGGCAAGGCUGGGCCAAGCGGGUGGACUACGAGCCCGGGACCGGCAGCAAGCCCCUGUUUCCCAAGAUGCACUUGGAGACGUGCGGCGGACCUCUGUCCGGCAUCAAAGUCAUGCUGGAGCUGCAGACCAGUCACAUCGGGAAGGGCUGCGACCGGGAGACCUACUCUGAAAAGUCCUUGCAGAAACUGUGUGGUGCGGCGUCAGGGAGCACAGAUCUCCUCCCCGCCCCGAGUCCGGCCACAAACUGGACCGCGUCUCUUCUGACCGACAGCGGGCGUGACAGCGACCUGAUCUACAAAUUCGCCGGGCGUCAGGCAGCCAAUAUUCCCGAUCUCGUGGUGCCCCAAAACCUGACGGACCAGUUCACUGUGGCCACGUGGAUGAAACAUGGGCCCAGUCCGGGACUAAGGGCUGAGAAAGAAACCCUGCUCUGUAACUCUGACAAAACCGAAAUGAACCGCCACCAUUAUUCUCUCUACAUCCACAACUGCCGCCUGGUUUUCCUGCUGAGACGAGACUUCAGCCAGCUCGACACUUUCCGACCUGCUGAAUUCCACUGGAAGCUUGAGCAGAUCUGUGACAAAGAGUGGCACUAUUACGUCAUCAAUGUGGAGUUUCCCGCCGUGACGCUCUUUGUGGACGGCGUGACCUAUGAACCCUACCUGGUGACGGACGACUGGCCCUUCCACGCCUCAAAGAUCGACUCGCAGCUCACCGUGGGCGCCUGUUGGCAAGGUGGCGAGGUGGCGACUCCGCGCUUCACCCAGUAUUUCCGUGGCAGCUUGUCGGGCCUGACGAUCCGCCCGGGCCGCAUUGAAACCCAGAAGGUUAUCUCUUGUCUGCAGGCAUGCAAAGAAGGUCUUGAUAUUAACUCCCUGGAAAGCCUGGCGAAGGACAUCAAGUUCCAUUUUAACCCCGCACAGUCGGUGCUGGUGGUGGAAGGGGAGGACCAAGGCAGUAUCAACACGGCCAUGACUAAAGUGUCCUACAUAAACUCUCGCCAGUUCCCCACGCCAGGCCUUCGACGGCUGCACAUCGCCACCACCGUACUGUGUUUUGGCGAGGACGCGUGUCUCUCCAUCCCGGACGUCAAGGCGGUCGUCGUGGUCCAGCCGCCAAGCGAACCGAGAAUCACCAUCACAGGAUCCAAUCGACUCGUCAGGCCUGCCGCUGACCUUCGGAGCCCAGUGGGCGUGGCGCCUUUCAAGGAGCUCCACCUCACCAGUACAGUAAUGAAGGGCGACGGCUUCGCUGGAUGUGAGACCUUGCAACGUGCAGGAAGUGUCUGCCCCGCAACACUCUUGAUUUCCCCACCAUUAUUCUGUCAUGCAGCUCGCAGGCCAGGUGUGACAGAGGUGAUGCACAACUUGGACUACUGCGAUAUCCUGGUGAUCGGGGACGAACUGGACCCAGAAAGAGAGAGCCUACUCAUCCAUCACGGCGCCUUGCUGGGAAAACACCUCGACGCCACCAACUCCACCUCUGGAAUAUCAAUAUAUGGUGUGGACUCCAUGGCCCACUACGAGCAGGCACUGCGUCAGGUGCGCUACAGGAACUGGCGACCUGCCACCUUGACUGAAAGACGGUUCAGACUCACCUGCUCUGAACUCAACGGUCGUUACACCAGCAACGAGUUCAUCCUGGAGGUCAGUGUUCUUCACCACUUGAAGCCCGUGGAACAUGUCAAUCACAUGGCUGCUCAGCCACAGUACCUGAGACCCGUCCAUCACCCACUCAUGAUACACGCUCUUAAUGCCCACAUGUCCGGACCCGCCCCUCCAGCAGCCACGGUCGUUAUCGUGGUGUGUAUCGCCGCCCUGGUGGUGAUGGUGGUGAUCGGCGUGUACAGAAUCCACGCCACUCACCAGGAGGGCUCCAGGGAGGAAGAGGAGGACGCAAAAGAGGCCGAGGUGGACUGGGACAAGUCUGCACUCACCAUCACUGUAAACCCCAUGGAGAACGUGAAAGGAGCUCAGGCUCCUCGUGAAGAGGCGAGCGGAGGGCAGUGCGGGGAGGAGGAAGACGACGGAGAAGAUGUGGGAGGAAUGGCGAGCGCAGAGUCGGAUAACAGCGACGAGGAGGAGGAAGGGCAGAUGGGAAUGGCGAAGGAGCAGAAGUGGGACAGUUCCUUCAUGACAUACUGACCACACACACACACUGAUAAGAAAAUAUACCUGCACAUAAACACACUCAAUAAUCAUUCUGUAGUCUCUCUUCACACUCAUUUCCAAUCAGACAUCUCCCCCUGCUGGACAGAGCUGAAACCGCAGCCUGACUGCUCCAUCUUAUGUUCAGCAUUCAUGACCCAGCAUGGUGUCAAAGGUCAUAGUGCUCCUUCUUUUCCUUUGAUAUUUGCAAUGAAAAUGGUCACGUCAGAUUACUUUUCUAUUCUUUAUUUUUCAAGAUGGUGAAAGACAAUAUCACACGUAUCAGUCCAUGAACAAUGCACUUAUUCGGAAAUAUUAUCUUGUUUUACAAACCCCGUUUCCAUAUGAGUUGGGGAAUUGUGUUAGAUGUAAAUAUAAACGGAAUACAAUGAUUUGCAAAUCCUUUUCAACCCAUAUUCAAUUGAAUGCACUACAAAGACAACAUAUUUGAUGUUCAAACUCAUAAACUUUUUUUUUUUUUUGCAAAUAAUAAUUAACUUAGAAUUUCGUGGCUGCAACACGUGCCAAAGUAGUUGGGAAAGGGCAUGUUCACCACUGUGUUACAUGGCCUUUCCUUUUAACAACACUCAGUAAAGGUUUGGGAACUGAGGAGACACAUUUUUGAAGCUUCUCAGGUGGAAUUCUUUCCCAUUCUUGCUUGAUGUACAGCUUAAGUUGUUCAACAGUCCGGGGGUCUCCCUUGUGCUAUUUUAGGCUUCAUAAUGCGCCACACAUUUUCAAUGGGAGACAGGUCUGGACUAUAGGCAGGCCAGUCUAGUACCCGCACUCUUUUACUAUGAAGCCACGUUGAUGUAACACGUGGCUUGGCAUUGUCUUGCUGAAAUAAGCAGGGGCGUCCAUGGUAACGUUGCUUGGAUGGCAACAUAUGUUGCUCCAAAAGCUGUAUGUACCUUUCAGCAUUAAUGGCGCCUUCACAGAUGUGUAAGUUACCCAUGUCUUGGGCACUAAUACACCCCCAUACCAUCACAGAUGCUGGCUUUUUAACUUUGCGCCUAGAACAAUCCGGAUGGUUCUUUUCCUCUUUGGUCCGGAGGACACGACGUCCACAGUUUCCAAAAACCAUUUGAAAUGUGGACUCGUCAGACCACAGAACACUUUUCCACUCUGUAUCAGUCCAUCUUAGAUGAGCUCAGGCCCAGCGAAGCCGACGGCGUUUCUGGGUGUUGUUGAUAAACGGUUUUCGCCUUGCAUAGGAGAGUUUUAAAUUGCACUUACAGAUGUAGCGACCAACUGUAGUUACUGACAGUGGGUUUCUGAAGUGUUCCUGAGCCCAUGUGGUGAUAUCCUUUACACAUUGAUGUCGCUUGUUGAUGCAGUACAGCCUGAGGGAUGGAAGGUCACGGGCUUAGCUGCUUACGUGCAGUGAUUUCUCCAGAUUCUCUGAACCCUUUGAUGAUAUUACGGACCGUAGAUGGUGAAAUCCCUAAAUUCCUUGCAAUAGCUGGUUGAGAAAGGUUUUUCUUAAACUGUUCAACAGUUUGCUCACGCAUUUGUUGACAAAGUGGUGACCCUCGCCCCAUCCUUGUUUGUGAGUGACUGAGCAUUUCAUGGAAUCUACUUUUAUACCCAAUCAUGGCACCCACCUGUUCCCAAUUUGGGAUGUUCCAAAUAAGUGUUUGAUGAGCAUUCCUCAACUUUAUCAGUAUUUAUUGCCACCUUUCCCAACUUCUUUGUCAAGCGUUGCUGGCAUCAUAUUCUAAAGUUAAUGACUAUUUGCCAAAAAAAAAAUGUUUAUCAGUUUGAACAUCAAAUAUGUUGUCUUUGUAGCAUAUUCAACUGAAUAUGGGUUGAAAAUGAUUUGCAAAUCAUUGUAUUCCGUUUAUAUUUACAUCUAACACAAUUUCCCAACUCAUAUGGAAACGGGGUUUGUAGAUUGUUGUAUUCCACAUGACCUGUGAGGAAAAUAGCAGCUAACUUUGGCUUUUAGAGUAGUUUGUAACGCGGUGGAUGAGUUGGUGUGUCCACUUUUUCAUUUUAGCAGAAACCUUUGUGCACUUACUGUAUCUCCAAACGCCCACCCACCAAAACAACAACAACAACCUUUUGCGUAACUACUGGCAAACAGAAACAUAUUUUUGUUACGGUGAAUAAAAAGGACAGAACAGGACUAUUUGUGCAGGGUUGUUAUCCUUUAUGUGGAAAUAAUUAUCAUUAUUCCAUUAAAUACAAAUUAAAUGUUAAAUAAUAAUAAUGUAACCUAUUUUCUUCUUCGCUUUUUUCUCUUUGACGAGGAAAGUUAAUUAAUAAUACACUAAAUUCCUCAUUUAUGAUAGACAUUAUUACCUUACCUUAAUGAUCCAAUCACAGAGUAGUUCUCGUCCGCCCUUGUUGACCUGCCUGUGACGUCAUCACUGUGCGACAGCCGUCCUCGUCAUUCGUCAUGUGUGCUUCUGACGGAGCAAAAUAACUUUUACAUUCAAACAAACAAAAAACUACCUUGUAAAGAAGGAGUUCAAGACAGUUGUUUUAUAUAUAUAUAUAUAGGUUUCCUUUUUUUGCUUAUUUGUAAACAAACGGUCUCCCUCUGUAGUGGUCCUAACCCACUGCUUUAUGUAUAUUGACCAAUAAAGACUGUA
Molecule: messenger RNA, 5648 nt
Organism: Entelurus aequoreus (snake pipefish)
Lineage: Eukaryota; Metazoa; Chordata; Actinopteri; Syngnathiformes; Syngnathidae
Gene: clstn2a
Product: calsyntenin 2a
Exons: 18
Coding region: 160-3048 (962 amino acids)
Biological process (GO): homophilic cell-cell adhesion; positive regulation of synaptic transmission; positive regulation of synapse assembly
Cellular component (GO): postsynaptic membrane; cell surface
Molecular function (GO): calcium ion binding; X11-like protein binding; amyloid-beta binding
Source: RefSeq, a predicted model, not a curated record